Messenger RNA from Lodderomyces margitis, 756 nucleotides. RefSeq lists its product as uncharacterized. Bases 1 to 756 code for a protein of 251 amino acids. Gene Ontology annotation, cellular component: cytoplasm; nucleus. The record is from RefSeq and is a predicted model, not a curated record. Gene Ontology annotation, biological process: RNA metabolic process. Gene Ontology annotation, molecular function: single-stranded DNA binding; RNA binding; sequence-specific DNA binding. Lineage: Eukaryota; Fungi; Ascomycota; Pichiomycetes; Serinales; Debaryomycetaceae. The transcript has 2 exons.
AUGUCCGAACUAGACGCAUUCUUCACUGAUAUAAGAGAGGAGAUUGCCAAAGAUGUUAACAAGAAAUCUUUAUUGCAAGAGUUGGAAAACCAAUUUGACUUGUCCCUCAUUCCGUACCAAACUACAAUCAAUUCCUGGACAUCGGUCAGUCCAAAUCAACUAAAUAAAGUAUUCCAGACCACAAAUAGCUUUGAAGAUGCGAUCCGUGAAAACAUUGCAAAAUUUACAAACUCAUUAUCAGAAUUAGAUUGUAAAUCAAGCCAAAAAGAGCGAUUAUCAAAUAAAUUUACCGAGGACUCCAUCUACAUACUAUUAGUCAAUCGAUACUUUUGGAUCCUUGCCGCUGCAUUUGUCCAUGAUCCAAUAAAGGUGAAAUUGAUAACUACUCAGAAUGAAUUGGGCAUUAUUGCUACGCCGCUGGAAAUUUUUCAAUCCUUGGGCAUACAAGAUGUUAAUUAUCAAUUGUAUUUAAUUGCCCUCUUGAGGCUAAUUGAAAUUGUUGUCGAGUAUACUACAACAACAGUGAUAAAUCAGUCAAUUGGCUCCACUAGUUCACAAUCUUCAAAUUAUUCCAUUGGUCUUAUAAAUCUGAAAAUUGUCUCCAAGAUUCAAAAUGGGUUUCUGUUGUUGGAUUUGAAGAACGAUAUCCUCAGAAAAAAGUACGACAGCUUGAAAUAUAACUCACAAAGGUUAAAUAAGAUUGUUUAUGAUUUGUCGCUCCGUAAUUUGGUUACAACCGAAGCGGAAGUGGAAUAA